AUGAAACCUUCUUCUGUUCUCGUGCCUACCCUUUCAGCAAUCGUAUUUCUCUCCACAGAUGCUAAUGCAUUUUCACUAUUAGGCUUGCUCUCAAAACGUCAAUCUAUUUCUUCCCCUACCACAGAAUCGGGCUCUGUCUCAGUCUCGUCAUUCCAAAACUCUUCUUCCUCAACUAUUUCUACCUUUUCAGAAUCUUUCAAUGCUUCGCUAGCAAUCCUCGCUUCUCCCUAUUCAAACUCUACUUCUUCCGGCCCCUACAAUAACGGUACCAUUAUUGUGACCCCAGGUGACAGCUCUAGCUCAGAAUCAGAAUCAGAAUCAGAAUCAGCUUCCGAUUCCAGUAUCGACGCUGGCUCCAGUACCGAAUCUGAUUCCAGUACUGAAACUGGCCCCAGUACAGACAAUGGUUCUACCUCAGGUUCUGACUCCGGCUCCAGCUCUGACAAUGGUUCUUCAGGUUCUGACUCCGGCUCUUCUUCAGGCACCGACAAUGGUUCUUCAGGUUCAGACUCCGGCUCUUCUUCAGGCACCGACAAUGGUUCUUCAGGUUCAGACUCCGGCUCUUCUUCAGGUUCAGACUCCGGUUCUUCAGGCUCCGACUCCGGUGCUUCUUCAGGAUCCCCUUCGGAUUCUUCCUCAAACUCAGGUUCCAAUUCCAAUUCCAAUUCCAAUUCCAAUUCCAGCACAGGCUCAGACUCUUCUAUUUCUCCUAACGGCAACGACUCCGGUUCUGACUCUGGCUCUUCUCCUUCCUAUUCUGAUUCAGGUUCUGGCUCAGGUUCUGAUUCCGGUUCUGACUCCGGUUCUGACUCCGGUUCUGAUUCCGGUUCUGAUUCCGGUUCCAGCUCUAACGGCUCUUCAGGCUCUUCUUCUGAUUCAGGAUCAAGCUCUACUGAUAAUAACUCUUCUUCCUCUGGUUCUGAGUCCUCAGAUAAUGGUUCAAGUCCCUCUUCUGACUCCGGUUCAUCUGGUUCUGGUUCUGGUUCUGGUUCUGGUUCUGAUACCGGCUCCAGCAGCUCUGGCUCCGGCUCUGACUCUGGUUCCAACGGCUCUGACUCUGGUUCCAACGGCACUGAUUCUGGUUCCAGCGGCACUGACUCUGGUUCUGGUUCUGACUCUGGUUCUGGUUCUGGUUCUGGUUCUGGUUCUGACUCUGGCUCUGGUUCUGGUUCUGACUCUGGUUCUGGUUCUGACUCUGGCUCCAGCUCUUCUAGCAAUGGAUCAGGCUCUAGUUCCAGCUCUGGCUCUGGAUACUACACCCUUUCUCACUCUCAUGCAGCUCCUCAUGCUACAUCCUCUCGGUUGACUCUCACAGCUCCUUAUUCCAAUACUACUUUCCACUUCCCAUCUUCCACUCUCCAAACUGUAUUUUCAUCUUCCUCUGUUCCAGCUUAUACUUCUUCCAUUUCUGCCUCCAUUUCAGACCCACCUUCGUUUGAAGCUCUUGAGUUAGCCCCUACCUCUUCAACUCGGAAAUCCACUAGUACAAAAACCUCUUCAUCUUCUCAUCCAACCACCUUUUCUACAAUCAAAACUUCUGCUAAAUCAACUACUACAACUAAGCCAACUUCUACAAGUAAAGCAGCCUCUACAAGUAAGGCAACUUCCACAUCCAAAGCCACUACUUCCAGUAAGGCAACAUCUACAUCCAAAGCAACUACUUCCAGUAAGGCAACAUCCACAUCUAAAGCAACUUCUACAAGUAAGGCAACCUCAACAAGCAAGGCAACUACUUCCAGUAAGGCAACAUCCACAUCUAAAGCAACUUCUACAAGUAAGGCAACCUCCACGAGCAAGGCAACUACUUCCAGUAAGGCAACAUCCACAUCUAAAGCAACUUCUACCAGUAAAGCAACCUCCACAUCCAAAGCAACUUCUACUAUUAAGGCAACAUCCACAUCCAAAGCAACAUCCACAAGCAAGGCAACAACUACAACUAAAGCAACAACUACAACUAAAGCAACAACUACAUCUAAGGCAACAACUACAUCUAAAGCUACAACUACAACCAAAGCUACAACUACUACUCACACUUCUUCCUCUGCCACACCUACAAGCACUAGCCCUACAUUUAACUACCCCGGGUCCGAUGGUAUUUUCAAAUUUGCUCCCAAAGCCCUGACUUACACUCCAUUCAACAAUGAUCUCAGCAACUGGUGCCGAACUCAGGCUCAAAUCACCCAGGAUCUUAAGGACAUCCGCGCCAAGGGCAUCACCGAAAUCCGCGUCUAUGGCACAGAUUGCAAUUCCAUCAACACUAUUCUGUCCCAAGCCAAGAUUCAAGGCCUUUCGGUUAUCCAGGGUUUCUACAUUACCUCGGCUGGAGCUAGCUCUAUUGACAGUGCGGUGUCUGAUUUUAUCACUUGGGCUAAGGCAAAUCCAAAUGACUUGAGCGUCAUUUCGGCCAUUUCAGUGGGUAACGAGGCUGUCACCAACAAUUGGAUAUCUGCUGCAGAUCUUGUUACCAAGAUUAAGCAGGUCAAAACUCUUCUCAGUAAUGAGAUUGGCUAUACAGGCCCUGUUAUCACUGCAGAAGUUGUUGGUACUUUGCAAUCAAACCCUUCUUUGUGUGCUUCUGGUCUUGUUGGCUACGUUGCUGCAAACAUCCACCCCUACUUUGACCAGUACAUUUCAGCUGACGAGUCAUAUGACUUUAUGCUUAACCAGAUCAAGCUUGUAAAGGCUGCUUGCCCCGGGCUCCGAGUCCGUGUGGUCGAGUCUGGCUAUCCUCAUGCUGGUGAUGUAUAUGGCAAGCAGGUUCCCAGUUAUACUAACCAAGGUAUUGCCGUGACACAGAUUUUUGCAGCGGCUGGGUCCGACGUUGUUUUGUUUUCCAUGUGGGAUGACAAGUGGAAGUCUCCAGGAAGUUGGAAUGUCGAACAAAACUUUGGUUUGUUUGAUAGACUUGCUUAA
This is a messenger RNA of Magnusiomyces paraingens, 2913 nucleotides long. RefSeq lists its product as uncharacterized. The record is from RefSeq and is a predicted model, not a curated record. Gene Ontology annotation, cellular component: cell surface; extracellular region; fungal-type cell wall. Gene Ontology annotation, biological process: cell wall organization. Gene Ontology annotation, molecular function: 1,3-beta-glucanosyltransferase activity; glucan endo-1,3-beta-D-glucosidase activity. NCBI's taxonomy places the organism in Eukaryota, Fungi, Ascomycota, Dipodascomycetes, Dipodascales, Dipodascaceae. Bases 1 to 2913 code for a protein of 970 amino acids. The transcript has a single exon.